AAUUUGUUAUGGUGGCGAGGAGAGGAGGGAGGAGGAGGAGGAGGAGUUCCCCCUGUGAGUGCCGAAGCCCUCAGCUCUGCAUUCCGGCGGAGCUUACAGGCACACACACCGGCCGCAGCCUGGUCCCGGCCUCAAGACUUGUUGUAGAAAGUCAAAGGAAAAAGUUACCCCGCGCGUGUUGCCCGCAGUUUUUCCUUUUUGUCUCGUUGUUUAUCCGGAGCUCUGUUUGUGGAAUGGUUGACGUUUCCUCCGAGAGCUGCCUGAAGUGUGAGAGAAGGUGGUUAUUAUCGUUGUAAGGUUCGUUUAUCACAGUGCUGUAACCCCAGUCUGUUGGUACGCCAUGGUAAUCAUGACAGAAACCAACCGGGGAGCUCAGUCGAGCCCUGCCCAGGGGAGGCCGCUGCAGGUCGGCUUCUAUGAAAUCAUCCGGACCCUGGGGAAAGGGAACUUUGCAGUGGUGAAACUGGCCAGGCACAAAGUCACUAAAACACAGGUGGCAAUCAAGAUUAUCGAUAAAACCAGGUUGAAUCCUUCCAACCUCGAAAAGAUCUACAGAGAAGUGCAGAUAAUGAAGCUGUUGAACCACCCUCAUAUCAUCAAGCUCUACCAGGUCAUGGAGACCAAAGACAUGCUGUAUAUUGUGACAGAGUAUGCAAAGAAUGGAGAGAUGUUUGACCACCUAACCUCAAAUGGCCGCUUGAGUGAAGAUGAAGCACGAAAGAAGUUCUGGCAGAUCCUUGCCGCGGUGGACUACUGCCAUCGGCACCACAUCGUUCACCGUGACCUAAAAACUGAGAACCUGUUGCUGGAUGCCAACAUGAAUAUCAAACUGGCCGACUUUGGAUUUGGAAACUUCUACAAUGCAGGGGAGCCUCUGUCUACAUGGUGUGGCAGCCCGCCUUAUGCUGCCCCUGAAGUGUUUGAAGGGAAGGAGUAUGAGGGGCCUCAGCUGGAUAUUUGGAGUCUCGGUGUCGUGCUUUAUGUCCUCGUCUGCGGCUCUCUUCCAUUCGACGGAGCCAGCCUUCCCGCGCUCCGGCAGAGAGUCACCGAGGGACGAUUCAGAAUCCCUUUCUUUAUGUCACAAGACUGUGAGAAUCUGAUCCGUAAAAUGCUGGUGGUGGAUCCAGCCAAAAGGAUCAGCAUUGCUCAGAUCAAGCAACACCGCUGGAUGAUGGCGGAUCCGUCAGCUGCCCACCAGAUCCUCAGCCAUCCCCUCACGGAGUACAAUUCCAACCUGGGCGACUACAGCGAACCCGUGCUGGGCAUCAUGAACACACUGGGCAUCGACCGUCAGAGGACUAUCGAGUCUCUGCAGAGCAGCAGCUACAACCACUUCUCUGCCAUCUACUACCUGCUGCUGGAGCGAGUGCGGGAGCAUCGUGCACAGCAGCUGAGCCGCCAGUGUGGAACAUGGAGCCAGAGACCAAGGAGCACCUCCGACUCCACAAGCCCAGAGGUGAUCAUGGAGUCCACUGAGAGUUUUAGAACAACAGCGUUUUCACUUCCAACCAAAAACACCCCCCCUGUGUACUCAGAGGUAGAGUGUGACCAAGCUGGAUUGUUUCAGCGUGUAGUGUUUCCAGUGGAGGCCAGUCUGAACAGAUUGCUCUGGAACCGCUCCAUUUCACCCAACAGCCUGCUGGAGACAAGCAUCAGCGAAGAGGUGCGACCCAGAGACCUGGAGGAGGAGGAGGCGACGCAAACUCUUGGGCCCCUGCUCCCUCCAACCACCACCUCUCGCAGACACACUCUGGCUGAGGUCUCCGCCCGUUUCCACCAGUGCAACCCUCCAUGUAUCGUGGUCAGCCCCUCAGACGGUGCCUCCUCUGACAGCUGCCUGAAGUCUUCUUCCAGUCCUGCCCCCACUUUGCAAGCUGCUGUAGGUGGGGUGGCAACACUUCGGGCCUCGGGGGCUGAGGGAGGAGCUCUGCUGUCUGCUGGAGCUCCCCUGGCUCUCUCUUCCCACCUCCUGCCCCAGGCCCAGGGCAGCCUGCCCCCUGCCAGCUUCCAGGAGGGUCGCAGAGCCUCUGACACCUCCCUCACACAAGGCCUCAAAGCUUUCCGCCAGCAGCUGAGGAAAAACACGCGCACUAAAGGACUUCUGGGAUUGAAUAAGAUCAAGGGUCUGACGAGGCAGGCUGCCCCAUCACCCUCCUGUAACCGCGGUAGCCGGGGGUCACUGGGUCCAGCUCUCUCUGAGCACCGCAGCAUGCUGGAGGAGGUGCUGCACCAGCAAAGAAUGCUGCAGAUUAAGCACCAACCACAGCCUCAGAUCCAAGCCCCUCAGACAGGACCUCAACAGAAGCCCCUGCUCUUCUUGGCACACCAACAGUCACCAUCUCCUCCGCCUACUACCGUGUUUGCUUCCUCCUCCAUGUUUGACAACCCUGCUCAACCCGUCCUGCCUGCUCAGCAGGCUUCAGUGGGUCUGCAGCAGGGUCCCUGGCAACAGACCCUCGAGACCUCCGCCACAGGCUGCUCAUCCUCACCCUGCUACUCCUCUUCUCUGUCCCCCGUGGCCUCUGCUGCCUACCUUCUCGAGGCACGUCUACACAUCAGUCAGCAACCCCACCCUAACCACCACACUGGCCUCCGUCAACAGUCUGCAGCACAAGGCAAUUUCCCCAUCCUGUCCAAAUCAGUCAUGUGGAGGAUGGGCUCGGUCUCUGGCACAGACCUCGACAUGCAGGAGCUGGGUAUGUCUGGACAGCAGCAGCAGCAGCAGCAGCUCAGCAGCUGUGUGAUGGUGAAGUAAAUCAUCGGCCAAGCGAGACCGGCGAAUGUUCUCUUGGUGGAAGAGCCAAAAAAGACUUGAUGCUGAGCGCAGAAGAAAAGAGAGCAGAAGUGAAGAACAACAAAAAAAGCAGACGCAAGUGACGAAUUUGUCUUUAUGGGGUACACGUGAGAAUGUGUCUGCACACGUGUUCGCUGUGUGUAUGUGUUUUUUCUAAUCGUAUAAGCUAAAGACUAAGCAAUAAACCAAACUCUGGAUGAAGUGUUCGAUUCGUAACAGCCAGAGAAGCAAUAACAGACUGACAGACUCUCCUCGGCUCCGAUGGACUCACUUGAAUAGCUGACGUUGCUGAGUCACUCUCAUAUUUUUAUGCUGUCUAGAUUUACUUUUUGAUCUUUUUUUUAACAGGAAAGUUCGCUCUUCCAUUUUUUCCUGUUUGUUUUUUUUUUUUUUUUGCCACUUGUGUAAGCGCUCUCAGUGUUUUUCACUUGCCUGGACAGAAGACCAAAAUUCAUAUUAUUUUCAGUCUCCCCACUUUGUUCACCUUCCUGAAGAGACAUUUCUCUGUAGCAGUGCAGUGAACACGCAGUAUAGUAACCUAAGCUUACUCACACCGAAGGAGACGAUUUUUAUUUUUACUGAAACUGUGAUUUUUUUUUUCCCCGUUUGUUUUUUCUGUGCAAGAUUGUUAAUUUUAGUGACGCAAAACGCUGCUUUUACCUCAAGCUGCAAAAAGACUACUACACCCUCAUCAGCCAAAACUGAGCGAAGACGGUGUUUCGCUGGUUGAGUUAAAGCACAGCAGGUACAUCAGUCAGCCUGGUAGCACCCUACAUGUGUGGAUCCAUACCCCUCCCUCUCCUUUGUCUGAUAAGCACCUUUCUUUUUAGAUGCUAUUACUACCUCCUCAGGCAACAAUUUGGAAAGGUUAAGAAAAACCUUUAAACGCUAAUGAGCAAGUUGAAUAUCAGAGAAAGAGGGUUUUUCGUACGGAACAAAGACUGUGGGAACAGUGCAAUAUUUUACAUGAAAGAAACCAAUGGAAAUGAGGCUUAACAUAGGAUGGUCAAAAACUCCACGUGUACUUGCCUGAGGUUUUGUGUUCGUCUUUCUUUUUUUUGUGUGUGUGUGUUUCAUCUUGCCGUGCUAGCUAGCUGACUAGAAGAGGUACUUCUUAUGAUACUGUAGUGACUUAGAGAAGAGGCUCGAGGCAUUUCAAAAUGCUGUUUUGUUUUGUUUUUUUUGUUUUUUUGCUUUUUUUAUUCACACAGCAUGCUUGUAGAUCCAAAAGGAAGAAUUUGGGUUUUACCAAAGACUCAACAGCACAAGAAAUAGAGGAUCUGUCAAAAGACACACUACUGACUUUCCUCUUUGAAUGCUGUCUCCAAGAUGUAGCGUGGUGGUGUAGCGAACCAAUUUCACACGAUCUCCUUAGCCUUUUGCUGUGAGACAAAAGAAAAGAAAAGAAAAACUCCCGCUGCCACCAAAUCCUAAUGCUACGUGUAUUGUGGGUAUCUCUAGCUGUUACUAUGAGGACCAUGGUAGUGUUUGUUUUGUACUUUUCUAAAAAAAACAAAAAGAAAGAAAGAAAGAAAGAAAAAAGAAGAAGAAGAAGAAAACAAUCAGAACAUAGCAAUACCAUAAUGUGCAGGAAGUGGAACUUUCUUCAGUUGCUCAGUAGUAGCUUGAAAUAGACACAGAUGUCCUGCACUGAAUUGCAUGUGCAGGCAGUCGAGUUAAGGUGUUUGAAAGCUGUAACAGAUGUGUAUUAAUGUGAGUGUAGUUAGCUGUCUCAUGUCUGUGAAACAUCUUGUAGGUGAGAGCUGUGUCUUUUCGAGCCCGGCUCUUUUUUGAAAUUAUAUUGACCCCCCCCCCCUCCCCCCCCUUCGGUUUAUUGCACUCACUUCAACACCUGUGCCUUUGCCUGAACAAACUGCAGUCAGAUUGCCCCACCCCCAGCCCCUCCUCUCUGAUCCCCACAUUGAAGAAAAAACGAUCGAUGGCUCCAUUACAGGACAUUUCCUCAGACGUCCCCUUUGAUAUUUUCUUUGACCUUUGAACUUGCUAUCUAAACAAGCAAGAUUUGCACUUUACUCAUAUUUCUUAUUGCUGAUUUUUUUUCUUUCGUUUUUUUCUCAUGAUGGGAAAAAAAAUCACAAAUCUUUUGAAACACAAGACUUUCGAUGCAAACCUGUAAAAUUACCCUUGUGAUAAAUUUUGGAUAAGAAGUAUUUCAUGUUUUUUUUUUUUUUCCUGACUUGUUACUUGACUGUGUGAGCAUGAGCACGUCUUUGUGUGUAUGGAUGCAUGCGUGUGGAUGUGUGUGUGUGUGUGUGUGUGUGUGUGUGAGGUUAUAAAGAGGAAAAGAAGGAGGGAGGAAGGAAGGAGAAGAAAUGUUAGUUGAAGAAAGUUGUUUAUUUAUGUGGCUAUUUAUUUAAAUAAAGUUCACUUCCUAAACA
This is a messenger RNA of Maylandia zebra (zebra mbuna), 5193 nucleotides long. It is a transcript of the gene sik1, whose product is annotated as salt-inducible kinase 1. The record is from RefSeq and is a predicted model, not a curated record. Gene Ontology annotation, molecular function: ATP binding; tau-protein kinase activity. Gene Ontology annotation, cellular component: cytoplasm. Lineage: Eukaryota; Metazoa; Chordata; Actinopteri; Cichliformes; Cichlidae. Gene Ontology annotation, biological process: intracellular signal transduction; microtubule cytoskeleton organization; protein phosphorylation.